AUGGGCUGGCCCGGCCGGGCCCGGCCGCAGGGCGGACGCACUGCCCCUCCUGCCCUCCCCCUCCUCCAGGCAGCCCUCCUCCUCCUCCUUCUGCUGUUGCCAAGGGGCAGCGGCUACAAUUUGGACACUGGCAGCCCCCUCCUCUUCUCGGGCCCCAAGCACACCCUCUUCGGCUACUCCGUCCUGCUCCACCGACACGGGGAGGACCGCUGGCUGCUGGUGGGGGCUCCCACGGCCAACUGGCUCAGCAACACCUCGGUGGCCAACCCGGGGGCCGUGUACAGGUGCAAGAUUGGGGAGACGCCAGCCCAGACCCCCUGUGAGCAGCUCCAAGUGGGUAGCCCAGCUGGAGAAUCUUGUGGGAAGACUUGUUCAGGAGAGAGAGACAACCAGUGGUUAGGUGUUAGCCUGUCUAGACAACCAAGAGAAAAUGGAUCCAUUGUGGCUUGCGGGCACAGAUGGAAGAAUGUGUUUUUCGUUAAAAAUGAAAACAAGCUUCCGAACGGUGUUUGUUACGGGAUACCUUCAGAUCUGAGGACAGAACUUAGUCAAAGACUGUGCCCCUGCUAUAUCGAUCACGUGAAGAAAUUUGGAGAAAAUUAUGGAUCAUGCCAAGCUGGGAUUUCUACUUUUUACACAGAGGAUUUUAUUAUUAUGGGGGCCCCGGGAGCGUAUUAUUGGACUGGCACCAUCUUUGUCUACAAUACCACUGCCAAAUACUUCAUGGCAUAUUCCGACAUGUCUAACCAAGUCAAAUUUGGAAGUUAUCUAGGCUAUUCAGUUGGUGCUGGCCAUUUCCUGAGUCCCAGGAGUACAGAGAUAAUUGGAGGUGCUCCCCAGUAUGAACAGAUUGGCAAGGCGUACCUGUUCAGAAUUGAAGCGAAGCAGCUCACUAUAAUACAGGAGAUGAUGGGAAAAAAGCUCGGCUCCUACUUCGGAGCCUCCAUCUGUGCCGUGGAUCUCAACGCAGAUGGACUCUCAGACCUGCUUAUUGGAGCCCCAAUGCAGAGCACUGUCAGAGAGGAAGGAAGAGUCUUUGUUUACCUCAACUCAGGCUCGGAUGGAAACAUGAUUGAAAUGGAAACGGAGCUCAAGGGAAGUGAUACGUACGCAGCUAGAUUUGGAGAAACCAUCGCCAACCUAGGAGACAUCGAUAAUGAUGGUUUUGAAGACGUUGCUAUUGGAGCCCCACAAGAAGAUGAGUUACGUGGUGCUAUCUACAUUUAUAAUGGCAGGGACAACGGCAUAUCUCCUACCUUUUCUCAGAGAAUUGAAGGGCAUCGCAUUAACAGUGCUCUAGGCAUGUUCGGACAGUCAAUAUCAGGGGGCAUCGAUGCAGAUAACAAUGGAUACUCAGAUGUAGCAGUUGGUGCUUUUCUGUCUGAUUCGGCUGUGCUUCUGAGGACAAGACCCGUUCUGAUCGUUGAUGCGUCUUUGAAUCAUUCUGCCUCGGUGAAUCGAACCAUAUUUAACUGUGUCGAAAGCGGUCAGCCCUCCGUGUGUGUGGAUUUGAAUCUGUGCUUUGAAUAUAAAGGGCGCCGAGUCCCGGGAUAUAUCGUAUUGCUUUAUACUGUGACCCUGGACAUCAACAGAAAAGCAGAGACCCCAUCAAGAUUUUACUUUUCUUCUAAUGGAACCUCUGAGAUGACAUCAGGAAGCAUAAAGGUGACCAGUGGCAAGGCGAACUGCAGAACACAUCAAGCAUUUAUGCGGAAAGACGUAAGGGAUAUUCUCACUCCAAUUCACAUUGAGGCGACCUAUCACCUUGGCAAGCAUAUCGUCAGUAAAAGAAGCAGUGAAGGAUUCCCUCCACUUCAGCCCAUUCUUCAGCAGAGGAAAGAAAAGGACGUUAUAAAGAGCAAGAUUGUCUUCGCCAGGUUUUGCAGCCACGAGAAUUGUUCCGCCGACUUACAGGUUUAUGCAAAAGUGGGUUAUCCCAAACCAAACGAUAAGAAAACUUACCUCGUGGUGGGAAGUAUGAAGACGUUAAUGUUGAAUGUUUCACUGUAUAAUGCUGGAGAUGAUGCAUUUGGAACCACCCUGCACAUUAAACUCCCCAAAGGUCUUUACUUCAUAAAAGUUUUAGAACUGGAAGAGAAACUCAUCAACUGUGAAGUAACUGAAAACUCUGGUUUGAUAGCACUUGAAUGCACUGUUGGUCAUAUAUAUGUAGACCAUCUAUCCAAGCUGGAUUUCAGUUUUCUCUUGGAUACAAGCUCCCUUACCAGAGCAGAGGAAGACCUGAACAUCACCAUUAAUGCUACCUGUGAAAAUGAAGGGGAAAUGGACAUAUCAAAUAACAUGUUAACACUGGUUGUACCUCUGAAAUAUGAAUUUAUGUUAACUUCUCAUGGAUUUGUAUCACCAACUUCCUUUGUUUAUGGCUCAGGGGAAGGAAAUUCAGCAGCCACUUGUAUGAUGGAGAAGAUUAACUUCACCUUUCAUGUUAUCAAUGCUGGACCCAGUGUGGCUCCCAAUGUGACCUUGGAGAUAAGGAUACCUAAUUCUUUUGCCCCCCAUGCCAUCAAGCUUUUCAACAUUUUGGAUGUCCAGGCUACUCAAGGGAAAUGCACUUUCAAGAACUACGAAAGGGAAUGCACUUCGGCUCAAGAAAAGGGAAAUUUGGAAAUAUUUCAGGAUCUAAUCACCUUCUUUACAAAGAUGGAUAAGAGACUUUUGUACUGUAUGGAAGAUGACCCAUUCUGUAUAAAAUUUACCUGCAACUUUGGAAAAAUGGAAAGUGGAAAAGAGUCCAGUGUUCAUAUCCAGUUGGAAGGUCGUCCUUCAGUUUUAGAAAUGGAUGAGACAUCAGCCCUCAAGUUUUUAAUACGUGCAACAGCAGCACCGGAGCAAAAUCUCAGAGUUGUUGACCUAAACAAGGAGUUGGACAAAACUGAGAAUAUAGCACAUGUAAUCCUGGAAGGGUUGCAUCACCAGAAGCCCAAACCUUAUUUUACUGUAGCAAUCAUUUCAGUUAGCUUGGGUCUUGGACUUAGUUUACUUUUAUUUAUUUCUUAUGUUCUGUGGAAGGCUGGCUUCUUUAAAAGGCAAUACAAAGCAAUACAACAAGAUGAGGAUAGAAGACAAAGUUGGAGCUAUGUAGACAGCUGCAAAGAAAAUUAAAAAGGAGGAGUUAACCAACUCAGGUAUACUGAAAAGAGGGAGGAGACGGAAUUACAAGAAAGAAAGAUCGUGAAUUGUUCACCAAGCCAACGGAUCUCUCGUUUCAAAUGGCUAGAACACUAGUAAGCAGUUGACUUGUCAGCCCAAGUGUUUCUCUGAAGGUAAAAAUGAGCAACUGUGCUCUCCAUGACUCAGGAAGUGGAAUGUACAAGACCCACUUAAGUCAUCAAUUGCUUUCAAAGAAGAUGACCAGGAAGUCUAUUCAAAGUAUUCCAAUGAAUGUUUCUGACUUUCAGAGGUUUGUUUAGAAGAAGCUACUCUAGAAGAAUAAAGACCAUUUGUGUUUUAUGGAUUGACUGGCAAAAGUCUCCAUUUAAGAUGAAUAAAAAAAUAUUAUUUCGACUGGAUUGAGACUAAUGCAGACAGGCCUUAAAGAAUAUGGCUUGGCGAUGAAUUAUUUAGGACUGCAGAACUGAAAAGAUGUCUAAACCUUAAAAGUUUGAGGUAGACUUUCUUCUACAAACCCAGGACUGAAGUGGGAAGUAAAACUUUCAGGCAACUUUUCAAUUCUUUUGUAAAUUAGGAAAAUUAAGGAAACUUUUGCUAUUUUUAAAGUUCAGAGCCAGGGAAGGUUGCACUUUAACCACUAUCUAUAUAAGAAAUACACUGAUGUAUAUAAUAUGCAUGAAUUUUGAAAAAUCAGACCUCACAGUAGAUAUUGAAAAAAACAACCAAAAAGCAUUUAAAAGCUGGAUAAAAUACAACCAUUGUGAACAACUAUUUUUGAUACAGAUUGGAUGGGGUGGUAUAAAAUUACCUUGAAUGUGUACAAGAGUUACAAAAUGCACUAAUAUUUAUUUGAGUGGCAUUCUUUGCUAUUCGAAUGGUAGUGUUAUGUGGGUGCUUAUCUGGACUUUUAAAAAAAAUCCCAUUUCUGUAAGAGGAAAAAAAUUCAAUUUUAAAAUUUAACUGUAGCCUGAAAAUACAGAAGGAAAAUGAAUAGAACCCUGUUGCCAUAAAGUAUUUUAGAGCAGAAUUUUCUUUUAAUAACUAACGUACAGUGAUGCAGCUUUUUUAUACUUUUUCUAUCAGUUAUGGUGGUAUGCAUUUUGUUCAUAGGAUAUAGACUCAACUCUGUAUUAUUUAUUUCUUGCAGUCUCAUUAAACCAAAAAUUAGAUUUUUUAAACGUGCUCAAAUUUAACUCCCGGGGCUCCCAAGUGUUUGUACGUAGUCAUGUUGAGGCAUGGCUUCCUUCAAAAAUAGAGGGUUGGGGGAGGAUUUGGAAUCAUCGCCCCUAUGUUUUGGAUAUUCAGAUCCAAGGCAGAUAUUCAGGUCAACCUCCCUCACUCAGGAUAAAACACCUCUUUCCACCUGUGUGUGUGUGUGUGCUGAGAAUUUACAGCAAAGCAUGUAGACUUGUUGGAGAAUUGGUACCGUGAGCUCUACAUUACUAUCUAGUUGCCAUGUAUAGCCCUCUCAGAUGGUAUUUAAAUUUACCUUUCAUAAGGCAGCGGUUUUGGGGUUUUUUUUUUGCCCAAAUCUGGCCCAAUUACUCCCAGUUGCCCGAUGUUUAAUGCUAAGACUUCAAAAACGUCAAUAAAGUAAAAAAAAAAAAAAACCCUUCCUCACUAUUUUCAGGUCAGUAUCGGGUAAGUAGUACAAAACAUUUCUAACAGCCCUCUUUAGAAUAAAGUUUGAGGGUUUAUUUGGUGGUAGACUGUACUCAAGGCUUUGCUGAGGGUCAACAAUUAACAGGCUAAAAGUAUAUCUAGCUUCCAGAGACUUUCGCUUUUAAUGAGGACAUGACGGGGAUGAUAUAUUUGAUAUCUGAAAACUAAAGACCUGAUAAAGUACCCAAAUUGUUUAAUGUUUAUCCUUAAAGGGAGUGUUGUUAAUGCAAGGUGCUGUACUUGAACAAUGGCAAGAUUUCAGAGAUUUGAAAUCUUAAUUUACAAUCCCAAUAAAACACUUUUCAUAAAGUCAAA
Molecule: messenger RNA, 5109 nt
Organism: Tachyglossus aculeatus (Australian echidna)
Lineage: Eukaryota; Metazoa; Chordata; Mammalia; Monotremata; Tachyglossidae
Gene: ITGA4
Product: integrin subunit alpha 4
Exons: 28
Coding region: 1-3123 (1040 amino acids)
Biological process (GO): cell-cell adhesion; cell-matrix adhesion; cell adhesion mediated by integrin
Cellular component (GO): external side of plasma membrane; integrin complex
Molecular function (GO): integrin binding
Source: RefSeq, a predicted model, not a curated record